Molecule: messenger RNA, 3449 nt
Organism: Pomacea canaliculata
Lineage: Eukaryota; Metazoa; Mollusca; Gastropoda; Architaenioglossa; Ampullariidae
Product: transmembrane protein 230-like
Exons: 4
Coding region: 214-570 (118 amino acids)
Cellular component (GO): endomembrane system
Source: RefSeq, a predicted model, not a curated record
GCCAGGGGAGGCCACUCCCCACACAAACACCACUUCCGCUUCUCAAGUUUGUUGACAGAAAGACGGACGUGUCACAGACUGAGCAGGAAGAAUAAAGUCGGGGUUAUGGUCACUUACACAGAAGCUCCAUACUUUCAUCACAUUGAGUAACAGUCCAACUUCACACUGGAUAAAAGUGAAACACCAGAGAUUAGUGUAUCUGACAAGGAACCCAUGAUGCCGAAGCGGUCAGUAGCGAGGUUUCCAGAUUCUUCAGCCAAGUACCAUCGCUUGACCAACAUCACAGGUGAUGGGUUCUCAGAUAUGCAAUUUGAAAAGCAGCCUCCAAAAGUGCCAUACAAGGCCAUCGGUCUGGCUGUAGUGCUUUUUCUGGUUGGGACUACUCUUAUUGUGGUUGGGGCUUUGCUUCUGACGGGCAUCAUCAGUGCAAAGUACGCAGACCGCACAUGGCCUGUCCUCAUUCUUGGAGCACUCAUGUUUAUUCCUGGUGCAUAUCACGUUCGGAUUGCCUACUAUGCCUACAAAGGUUACCAAGGUUACUCUUAUGAAGACAUUCCAGAAUUUGACUGAUCAAAACCACACAUCAUUCUUGUGGACACUGCCUAUACUUGGAAACAUAUAUUUACCACAGAAAUAAAAUGGCCUUUUUCGGUCGUUGUGAAAUUGGAAGAGGUGUGGGGUUGGUGAAGAGGUUUGGGCAUUUACACGUGGUGCAUAAUGCCGCAUAUUGUUCUCAACAUUGCAUGUUGUGGUCAAGCCUUUGACAAGUGUCUAUUUAUAAAUUAACUUGGCCUUACUUUGCCCACUACAUAUGGUUGAGGAAGGAUGCACACCUUCUUGCAUAAUGUAUGAUGGUACAUGUACAUAUUCUAUUUAGCUUUUGCAUGCUAAGGGAUUCUUAGGGCUCAUCUUAAGCAGGACCUCAUGAGAAGAAAAUCCUUUGCUUUUUCAGGAUCACGCAUUUUAUUCUCAAGAAAUUCUGUAUCCAUUUGAUAACAUAUAAGACUAUGGAAAAAAUAAGAAUUCUCAGUGCACUGUGCAUCAGAAGAAAACUUUUAGUACUGUUUUUCAUUGUUUUCAUAUGUUUUGAUGCUAUGUUUGGAAGUAAAACUAUGGAUAAAUGAGGAAUAUUUUUUGGUUUAUUGAAACUUAAGUAGAAAUCUACUAGAGCAGUGGUGGUCAACCUUUUCUUACCCAAGGGCAAAACUGGACAGGAUAUAAAAUCUCGCAGGCCAGAAUGUGGCAGUUUUGCCAGAAUCAUGACGUUAAAAAUUAAAUGAUGUUGUGUCUGGUUAAAAUGACCGGGUCGAAUGAGGUGCCUUUGCGGGCUGUAGGUUGGGCACCUUUGCUCUAGAGCCAUUACAAAACUUCUGUUGUCUGUGAUGAGGUGAGAUAAUUUUUCGAUCAGUUAGAAGUCUUGAUAAUUAAAAACAAAUGGCAGUUUGCUUUAUAUAGUGCAGUUAAGGACUUGCAUAUAAUUUUCUCCCUUGUGCUGAUAUUAUGUUGUUGAUUAGACAGCUAACAUAUUUACUUUUAUAUAGUGAUUUUUGUUUAAUAAUACACAUAUAUAAAUUUGUAAUAAUAAUUUAUUAUGUAAUUUAUCUUGAAAAUUGACCUACUAAAACUUUGAUAAUUAAUGAUAUAGACAGACUUCAAAUCAGAAAUCAGCUCUACAAAAAGGAAUAAAUGAAAAAAACAUUUUAAUGACCUCAGUUAUGCUUGUCUGAAAUAGUCGACAUUCUUUUCAAGUGUUGUCCAUGAGAUAAUUGUUGCAUUUUGACCCUUUGCAUGUAUACUUGGAAACAUGCAUACUUAUAGACACUGUCUUAAAACUGUUCUUAGCUCUCUAAGCAGAAUUUUUUCAUUUUAACAAAUUGUUUGUUGCUGAUCACUAGUUUAGUUUCUAUGCCACCACAUUCAAAGUAUAGAUUUUAUUCAGAUUUCCUUUUUCAAGUUAAAAAGAUGUAUCACAUCUGUUUGCACUCAUUAAGCCUGACUACCAAGGACACCAGUCAAGGCCACAGAAUUUAAUAACUUUAAAGAACUGAGCUGCUGUUUUGUUUGGUUACUAGCCACUUUAGCUGCAGGGAGAACUUUAAAAUACUUUUGUGCGCACCUGUUUUGACAAGCAGCAGAGAAAAUUGAAAAUAAAUGACAUUAUCUUAAGAGGAGCUGUCACAAUGAGAUAAAUUUGUAAAUACUUUGCAUGUAACAAUUUAACAACCAGCCAGACUUGUUUAGAUGACAUCUUUCUGAUCAUAGGUCACAGGUUUCUUGCUUUUAGUGUUCCUCAUAUAUCUGGCAAAAAGUUAAUAACAUGCUUGCAUGCUUACCACCUGGUUUUGCAAUGGUAGGCUGUAGAUCACCUUAUUCUUCUUAUUUAUUUUUUUUUAGCAUUAUGUUUGGACCUAUGCACAGUUGCAAUUCAUCUUCGAUUUGUGAACUCAAUUCUUUCAAAAGAAAACACAUGAUCUAUCUACACUGUGCAUUAGCUCUCUUUUAAUUCAUAUUUGGCAGCUUAAAAAAAAACUGAAUCUUGCUUUGUAUGAAUUAUGUUUUUUUAAGUGCACACGUAAGGAUUGUGUUGCAUUGGUUGGUAGCCUUUCGUAUGCGCAGUGUCAAUGGCCAUGUCAGGAAAUGUAUGCAAGGUACAUUUUUGCAUACUGUGUUACAUAGUGAAAUUUGUUUUUAUUUUUAAAACUAUUCUUGCUUAUGUUUGAUGUCACAAGUUUUAACUUUUUGUAUCAGGCACACUACAGUCCCAACUUGCUAUCUGUCUACCAUUUGUCCAACACAAAUGAUGGGUAAGAGGCUUGGUGUGAAAUAAACGGGGAAUAUGAUUCAUAUUCAGUGGUAACUUUGGAGGAAAUUUGUUUUGCAUCAGGUGCCGCUUAAAUCUUGGUUGACAACAUAGCAGGCAGCAUGAUAGCAAGUUGAGACUGUACAUGUACUUAGUCCUUGGUCAUCAAGUUUCUGUCUUGUGCAUAUUUUAAUACCUUAUGUUAAAUUGGCAGUGUUUAAACAAUGUUUUAAAAAGUUAUUAUCUGAGUUAGUUUCAACACUUUUAAGCAUCUAAUGUUCUCUUAGAUGAAGCUGCUAGGCAUAGGGCACAUGAACAUUUUUUAUUUAAUUGUAGAAGUAAAAUGUGGUUGUGAGGGGGAAAAUGUUUCUCAUUCACUUACAACUGUUAAACAAAAGUUUCUUUUGUACGAAACUUCAGACUUGUGGGUUAUCUUUGUUUGGAAAGCAAGAGAGAUGAUAGAUGUAGAGUAGAUGGUGAUGUGGGAUUUGUCUAUCUGAUCACGAAAUUAAACAAAAUGUGGGUAGAAACUCAGAAUAAAGCUAGCCUGUCAUUUAGAUAAUGUAUCCACUGCAAAAUAAAUGAUGCUUGGGAAACAGAUGCUUCUGUAAAUUGCUUUUCAAUCUUUAAUAAAAUGUUAUGAUGGUCA